AUGCUGAUUCUUAUUUCAGGCUGUUUGUUUCAUUUUGGCCAAUGUGUAUGGAGGCAAAUUCAAAGUUGUGGCUUAACCAAAAAAUAUCAUGGUGAUACACAUUUCGAUAAAAAUGUAAAAAGAUUAAUUGCAUUAGCAUUUGUUCCACUUGUAGAUGUUGUGAAAGCUUUUGAAUUACUUGAAAAUGAAUUUGAUGACGAUGCUGAUGAAUUCAUGUAUUACUUUGAAAAAACGUGGAUUGGAGAGCGCAAGAGACGCGGAACUGGUCGAAAAAGACCACAAUUUAGUCAUGAAUUAUGGAAUGUCUAUGAUCGAGUCAUAAACGAUUUACCUCGAUCUAAUAAUGCCAUCGAAGGUUGGCACAACGCAUUUGCCAAUCGCGUAGCCAUCGCCCAUCCAACGAUUCCCAAAUUAACCAACAAAAUUAUCCAAGAGCAAUCAAAAUUUGAAAUUGAUAUAGAAAAACUUCGUCAAGGUGAUGAACCAAAACCAAAAAAAGCUGCAUACCGAAAGUAUGACGACAAAAUCAAACGACUUGUUCAGUUAUAUAAUAAUAACGAUUUGGCUCAAUAUUUAAGCGGUAUUGCAGCUAAUAUAAAUUUGUAA
Messenger RNA from Rotaria sp. Silwood2, 606 nucleotides. NCBI's taxonomy places the organism in Eukaryota, Metazoa, Rotifera, Eurotatoria, Philodinida, Philodinidae. The record is from the annotation of a GenBank genome assembly.